Molecule: messenger RNA, 6256 nt
Organism: Colossoma macropomum (tambaqui)
Lineage: Eukaryota; Metazoa; Chordata; Actinopteri; Characiformes; Serrasalmidae
Gene: agbl5
Product: ATP/GTP binding protein-like 5
Exons: 12
Coding region: 405-2891 (828 amino acids)
Biological process (GO): protein deglutamylation; proteolysis
Molecular function (GO): metallocarboxypeptidase activity; zinc ion binding
Source: RefSeq, a predicted model, not a curated record
CUGGUGAGUGGGUUUGUUUGGGUCUAAAGAGUCCACUGUGCUGAUGCGCUCGGAGAAGCAGUGCAGUCGUUGAUUUUCCAAACGAAAACGAGACACUGUACGAUGCAUGUUGUACAUUUUGUUGUUUUGUACCGGGAGAACUGUCGACAGAUUGUAGUGCAUGUCAUGUUCCUGUAGUUAGUCUGGCAUAUGCGCAAAGGCUAACUAACCCAAGAGCAGCUGACUGACAGUUAUGUAGCUAGUGGUAACUACGUAACAAGUCAUUCCGCUUUACUGUGCAUUAUCAACAAAGUGUGAAGAGCACAUGUGAGGAGUGUGUGUGAGAGAGAGGGACAGAGAGAGACUGGCUAGGUGCAGCAUGGUGACUGCCAGUUGAGUGGUUAUCUGAAGCUGAAAUCCUGAUCAUGGAGGUCCAUUUUGGCAGUGUGGUGUUUAGCUCACGAUUUGACUCUGGAAACCUGGGCAGAGUGGUUAAAGUGGAGCAGUCAGAAGCUAUUGGUGACAGCAACAGCUCCACUGGAAACUCUCUACCUCACGCUGACUGUGAGUUCAAUGUUUGGACUAAACCGGACUGUGCAGAUACAGAGUUUGAGAAUGGAAACCGGUCAUGGUUUUACUUCAGUGUGCGUGGAGUGUUGCCUGGUAAACUCCUGAAGAUAAACCUGAUGAACAUGAACAAGCAGAGUAAGCUCUACUCUCAGGGCAUGGCUCCAUUUGUACGCACCUUGCCGGUCAAAACACGCUGGGAAAGAGUGCGAGAGCGGCCCACAUUCGAGAUGUCUGAGAGUCAGUUCAUUCUGUCAUUUGUGCAUCGUGUACUGGAUGUAAAAGGAGCCACCACAUAUUUUGCAUUCUGCUAUCCAUUCUCAUACACUGAUUGCCAGGACAUGCUUCUGCAACUGGAUCAGAGACUGCUCAGCAGCUCUCAUGCACUGGGACCAUGCAGUCCUGCUGAAAGUCUGUAUUACCACCGUGAGCUGCUAUGUUACUCGCUGGAUGGACACAGAGUGGACCUGCUGACUGUGACAUCCUGCCAUGGAAUGCUGGAGGAAAGGGAGCCCCGACUGGACAAACUCUUCCCUGAUCACAGCACACCACGUCCACACCGCUUUGCUGGCAAACGGGUUUUUUUUCUCAGCAGCAGGGUGCACCCUGGUGAGACACCUUCCAGCUUUGUGUUCAACGGUUUCCUGAACUUCAUUCUGAAUCAGGACGACCCUCGUGCGCAGACACUGCGCAGGAUAUUUGUUUUUAAGCUGAUUCCCAUGCUCAACCCUGAUGGGGUUUUCAGGGGUCACUAUAGGACGGACUCUCGGGGUGUGAAUCUGAACCGACAGUAUAUGAGCCCAAGUGCUGAGCUGCAUCCCUCUAUCUAUGGAGCCAAAUCUCUCCUCCUGUACCAUCACCAACACAACUGCCUCAACCCCAGCAUGCCCUCAGCUCUCAAAACCUCCAACCAGUCUAACACCCCCUUGCCACUGACUACACCUUGCAAAUUGGAGUACUACCUCAACUGCCGCAACGAGGCAGAGCGACUGGAGGGUCCCACGCUCGAUCUGUUGGAGAUACCCAUGCAACUGGAGGAAAGCUGGGAGAAGGGUGGAGUCGAGGAGGAGGUGGGGCCAUGUGACGAAAAUGAAUCUGUACCAAGCCGAAGUGAUGCCCCUUGUGUUUCUAAUUCUGCCCCCACAGAGCAGAUUGCACCCCAGGAGAGCGGAGUGGCAUAUUACGUCGAUCUGCAUGGCCAUGCUUCCAAAAGAGGAUGCUUUAUGUAUGGGAACAGCCUAGCUGAUGAGAAUCAGCAGGUGGAAAACAUGAUGUAUCCAAAGCUGAUCUCUUUAAACUGUGCCCAUUUUGACUUCCUCGGCUGUAAUUUCUCAGAGAAGAACAUGUAUGCACGGGACAAGCGUGAUGGUCAGUCUAAAGAGGGCAGUGGGCGCGUAGCCAUUCACAAAGCCAUCGGCCUUGUUCACAGUUAUACAUUGGAGUGUAAUUAUAACACCGGUCGCUCAGUCAACACCAUCCCACCUGCAUGCCACGACAAUGGUCGAGCUACUCCGCCUCCUCCUCCUGCCUUCCCUCCGAAAUACACGCCUGAGAUAUACGAACAGGUGGGCCGUGCAGUUGCUAUAGCAGCUCUGGACAUGGCUGAGUGUAACCCUUGGCCACGCCUAGUCCUCUCUGAGCACAGCAACCUAGUAAACCUGCGUGCCUGCAUGCUCAAACACGUGCGCAAUAGCAAGGGCUUCAGCAACAAUGUCCGCAGGAACACCAACAAGUCCUCCAGCCCCCCCAAGUCCUUAGGCCUAAGCAGCUCUGUUUCGGAGAACGCUCUGAGUCGGAGCCGCAGCAACAGCACUGGUAAUGGCACUGUUGUCGGGAGCCAGCAGACAUCUCCACAGCUGAAAAGUUCCCCCAGCUUCACGUUUGGCUGGAGUAACUCCGCUCCCAGCGCACACAGGCCUACCCACAAAGCUCUGGGACCAGUCAGAGAGUGUAAAGCUCAGGACAAGAGACGGCCCCAUCACCUCAACCACCGCCUCUCGCUUCGGUCUUCCGGCAACAGUCAGGCUACCCUGUCCCGCGCCCCCCUCUCCCCCUCCUCCUCUUCUUCCUCCUCUUCAUCCUCAUCUCCCUCAUCCAGCUCGUUGGGGUGUGUCACUGCUGGCGCAGCAGCGGGCCCCUGCUCCAUCAGCACAGCAGGUCUGUAUUCCUUGCAGCCACCCAGCCUGGCCCAGCUGCUCCCUUCCCUGCAGGCCAUGCCCCACAGCGGCCUACUCACCAGACUCAGCCCACUGCGCCCACCCACGUGCCAACCACUGCACGCCUAUCUCAGAGACACUGCUACACAGAAAGGCCCACCACAGGCCACACAGCCACAGCAAGAGUGACUGAGUGUUCACUUAGUUUGUGAUUCUUCAAGUGUGUGAGUGAGACAGAAAGAGAAUGAGGGAGUUCUAAUGCGGUGCUUACUUUUAAAUGCUUUAAUAAUACAUUAUUAUUAUUAUUAUUAUUAUUAUUAUUAUUAUUAUUUUAGUUUGAAAUUUUUUGACUGAGGCAAAGACAUACUCAGAAGCUUGCUGGCAAUACACAUCAAAUAUACACCCUUUUAUUUUCAGAUAGGUACUUGUGUCAUGCAAGUAGCAGGCCAUGGUUUAGCUGAAUUGCACUUUGAUUAUAUUUAUAUGAAAUGGAGUAUGCACUCAAUGCCAGUGACUGAAUGAACAAAACAGAUCUGUAGCAGCUGUAUGUGUGUGUGUUUGUGUGUGUGUAUGUAUACACUCUCUUUUCAGGAACUGUUGUAUCCAAAGCAGUAGUUUUUUUUUUUUCUAUAGUAUGCCUAUUUGCACUUUUGUCCUUUCUUUUGCUGUACGUUUUCCUCACUCUUAUUUGCCACCACUACAUUUUUAGCCCUCGUCACAUAGGAUUAAAUGAGUAGGAUCUUCUGUAAUUACUUGUAUUGAUACUCAUACUACAUGGCACUAGUCUAAUAUCACAGUAAAUUGAGUUUGAAAAAAACUCUAAAGCUACAGUGCCAUGAUGCUAUAUCUUUAUUAAUAGAUUUUUGUGACAUCCAACUGAAAAGCUACCUGUUUCUGGGAACAGUAGAGGACAAAUUCACACAGGAUUAAAAUGUGAGUAAUUUUCUGACAGUCCUUUUUGUUUAUUACUGUGUUUUGUUUAUUAGGAUAUGGGUAAAAGGUAUUCACAUUUGUGCAUUCACACAUGGAUAAGACCUCAUAAUAUAGGAAUUUGCUCUGUUGGUAAUGGCUUCAGAGAGUCCAGGUAAUUGACCUAUAUGUGUUUUGACAUACAAAUGCUUUCUUUCAUCUACUAGACAAGCUUUAAAAAGCAAAAAUCUCAUCUCAGAGAUCGGAUGGAGAUAGGAUUCAGAUUUUUUUCUUUUGUUGUGUAAUCGAGCUACCAUUACCACUUUGGCAAAUUCAUUGUUGUCUUUCCAAUCUGCAUAUUACAACACAGCCUAUCUCAGAAGCAUGGCAUUUUAAACUAGAAACUAAGCGUUUUAUAGUGACUCUGUAGGCAUUAUGUAGUGAUUGCCUGUACCCUAGUCAAAUAAUUGUGUCUGUCAUGAAAUCACGGAAGUAGAUGAUACUUUCUGGAGGUUGUCACAUAAUUUGUCCACAUGACUUCUCAAAUAAAUCUAGUGAUUACAACCAACAAGAAUAAUAGUAGCAGUGGAGGAUUUUCAAGUUCUUGUAAUUCAUUCACUCACCUGUUGCAGACAGAAAACUCCAGGUGCGCUUUUAGCACUUACGUAGUGUUUGUUUUUCAUAAGAGUAGUGCUUAACAUUAAUGACACAGCGUGUUCUUGUUUAGAAAUGCUGGUUGGCUGAUUUAAGGGACAAUUCUUUGAUGGUGUUUGACCAAUCAGUGAUUAACACAAUUUUAGCUCCACUCAUAAAUUCAGAUUCAGCAUACUUGGUACCCUGGCCAGAAGGGUAACCAAAUUCAGCACAGGAACUCGUGUUCACUUAACAAAGAAGGUCACAAUAAAAUAUGUCACAAAUCUCUAAUCUCAUGUUACAUGGUGUUGUAAUAUAAUGUGAAACAAAGUGCACUACAGUUUCUCAUAAGGCUGAAUGAGAAGUCAACAUUAUGUAAAGUUUUUCCAACCUUUUCCAACAGCAUUUGAUAAUCCUGUGUGAAUAUGCCUACAUUUUUUUUUUAUUUUGUUUAAUCACUGAGGCCUCUCCCAUCACUGUUUCAGGCAUCUUUCCUGUCCGAUAUUGCUGUGCUUCUGAGCUUAGUUGUGUGUGCACUUAGUUGUGUGUGCACUUGUGUAAGUCCAGUCAGUUUCUUUUCAUCAAAACAGCAGAAUGGAACUAUACUGAAUAACCAUAAUAAUAAUCCAUUUUAAUUAAAGGGGAAUUCCACAACAUUUCUGCAUAGUUUAGUGGUUGCGAUGUAAACAAAUUAUUUAGAGUGCUUUGUGUAAUGUAUAUGUUGAUGGUAAAAUAGUGGUGAGUCUGAGAAAAUAAUUUUUUGGGGUACUGCAUGUACCCCUCCACCAUUAAUUGAUUAAAAACGUUUAAGGUCAACAAUUUAUCUUAACUAACAGAAAACAAUGGCUCAUACAUUAGGUGGUGUAUUCAAAAUUAUUUAAUGUAUUCAACUUUCUGUGAGGGAGUUUUUAGAGGCAGACAUCUGGUUCCCAUCACCAUGAUUGUAAAUAAUUCUGACUCAGUAAGUUUCUAUAGAAUGGAUCGCUUCACAAUAAAACACACUGAAUGACUUAGUUUUAUUCUUUGUCAAGCUUUAACAAACCGUGAUAUUGGAAACUAAAGUAGCUAACUGAAAUCUGUUCUUCUGAAAUUACAGUGUAACUCUAAGAAAUAUGCUCAAAAGGUGGUUGCUUUGAUGAAGCAAUGAAGCAGACCAUGAUGUACUAUGAGGCUGUAUUUAAUGGCUAGAAAGCUGUUUGGUUUCAUGAACUGCAGUGUGAGCUUAUGUUACUUUUACAGAAAUUUGUUUACCUUAAAUCAAUGCUACUUUAAGCAGCUUUCUGGCCCACAAACCCACUGAUCACAGGCCUGGUGAAUUCAGCCUGCUUUGCCUGUGUUUCAGGGACUCCUGCCAACUAGUGUCUCAGUAUUUACACUCUGAUGGUAAUGAGGUUCAUCUAUGGAUGUAAUUAUUGUGGUUUCAUUUGGUUUUGACAGUACACACUAAGCACGAGGACACUGGAGACUGCUUGAUACAGUUUUGGUGGAAUAGUCAGCUCAAUAAAGAGAUCAUGUGGUCGUUUCCAUCGAUAGGCUGUGUUUGUGCUGUCGUUUUUUUAUUAUUUGUAAGUAAUGCUUGACUAGACUUAAUCAUCUUAGAGUGUUGAUGUACAUUGUGGUGUCACCACAUCAUUGUAACUGUGUCUUAUCUUUGUUUUUCUACUUUUUCUUCCUCUCCUCCAAGUUAAACUGUAAUUCCAUUGUAGACUGUAGGUUACCUGUGACAGGAAAUCUAAAAAUGAGUUGUGCCUAAAUGUAGUUGCUGAUGUUUGUGUCUCAAAUUUCAAAAGUAUUCCAUGCCUAAUCACUUGUAGCCACUGUCUCUCUACAAUAUCACUAAAUGUGCUUCAGCUUUAGGGUAGACAGUGGACAACACAUGUAUACCAUUAUUACAUAAUUUAUUAUACUAUGUAUUAUAUGUCCUGGGGGGCUGUUAGAGGAGAUGGCAGUCCAAACUUUUCACUUGUCUGAUAUUUUUUCUUAAAUAAACAUGACUUCUGGUUGAACAGAAA